AUGACGUCACUCAUCAGUGAAGAAGUCUAGGGCUUUAAGCUUCAUACUCUAAUUCACAAUCAAAACAGUCCCGACAUAUUCAGCUCCGUCGCUAACGCCGCCUGUACCGUCGGCAUCACAUUAACCUUCAAACGCCGUUGGUUUGCUCUUCCCCACAGGGAUUCUCAUCUGAGAGAGAGAGAGAGACUAGCUAGGAGCAAUGGGUUGGAAAGCUGCUGAGAAACUCAUCAGACACUGGAAGAUACUUCGCGGUGAUAAUGUAAUGAUUAUCCGCGGGAAAGAUAAGGGCGAGACGGGAACAAUUAAGCGUGUCAUCAGAUCCCAGAAUCGUGUCAUUGUUGAAGGCAAGAAUCUGAUCAAGAAGCAUAUAAAGGGAGGUCCUGAUCACGAAGGUGGGAUUUUCACGGUAGAGGCUCCCCUUCACGCCUCAAAUGUCCAAGUUGUUGAUCCAGUCACCGGGAGGCCUUGUAAGGUUGGUGUGAAGUACCUAGAGGAUGGUACAAAAGUAAGAGUGGCCAGAGGCACAGGCACAUCUGGUUCCAUUAUUCCUCGCCCUGAGAUCCUGAAGAUAAGGACAACACCAAGACCCACUACCGCUGGCCCUAAGGACACCCCAAUGGAGUUUGUUUGGAAGCAGACAUAUGAUGCUAAAACUGGAAAGGGCAUGCCUGAUCUUUGAGUAAAACCUUCUUCCUAGAAUGUUGAUGCUCCCAGAAGAUCCUUUACAGUUUGAUUUGGUUCAAAGAUCUGAGAAAUGAGAUGCUGUUGAACAAAGCUUUUGAUUCUUUCUUUUUCGUUACUCCUAUGAAUGUUUUCAAGGUGUCAAAUAAAAACCAUAUGGGGAUAAAGAUUUGCAGUACACAAAAGUCUUAAAACACAAAAAC
This is a messenger RNA of Raphanus sativus (radish), 884 nucleotides long. RefSeq lists its product as uncharacterized. Bases 200 to 679 code for a protein of 159 amino acids. Gene Ontology annotation, molecular function: structural constituent of ribosome; RNA binding. NCBI's taxonomy places the organism in Eukaryota, Viridiplantae, Streptophyta, Magnoliopsida, Brassicales, Brassicaceae. Gene Ontology annotation, cellular component: ribosome; mitochondrion. The record is from RefSeq and is a predicted model, not a curated record. Gene Ontology annotation, biological process: translation. The transcript has 6 exons.